UAACAAUCAGACGGUGUCGUGCAACAACACCCAACACAACACAGCCCGCUACAACCCGUGGAUCUCUCCCACCAAAAAAGAUUCCUUUGGUUCGAUGGCGGGUCCCGUUUCCGAGGAAAGCCACGCGGGAAGAAAGAGGAAACUAGAGGCGGCCGGGCCGGGGGCUGGAGGUUCUCUGCACACGGGUGGUGGCAGCGGCAUGGAUUCGUCGUCGUUUUCUUCUUUGCCGGCCGCGGGGACGGGAGCGACGGCCGUGGGAGCGAAGGAAGCGCCGGGGGAAGGGUCCUUCCCCUCGCCGGAAACCACCGUUUCGAUAUCCUACGUCGAGUUCUAUUCGGGGGUCGGUGGCUGGACGAUGGCGCUGGAAGAAGGCCUCGGUCGGCUGCGGGAAAGGUUGUCGGGAGAAGGGCACGGCUCUCCGAAGGACCAAAACAAUGGCCAGGGCCGCCCCGUGCGCUACGAGCUCAAUCGGCUCGCGGCACUCGAUCACUCCGACCUGUGCACAAGGGUCUUUUCCCACAACUUUUUGGACCGGAAGAGCGAGGAGCAGCAAACCCAGCAGCAGCAGCAGCAGCAGCAGCAACAGCAGCAUCCGCAGCACCACCAAAAGCCACAGCCAUCCGGUCCAAAAGCCCUCUCCAUUGAGCGCAUGAGCAUCAAGCAGCUGGAGGAAUGGUCGGCCGAUGUCUGGGUCAUGUCGCCGCCGUGCCAGCCCCACACAAGGCAACACAACGGCGGCAGCGAGAGCUGCAACGACGCGAAGGACCUGGACGAUCCCCGUUCCAGGAGCUUCUUGAAGAUUUGCGAGUGGCUGGAGGGACCUCCCCCUUCCGGCACUGGUCGCCGCCGCCGCCUCCGCGACGAGUCCCUCCCGUCUCUGAUCCUCCUGGAGAACGUCGUGGGGUUCGAGUCCUCGGGGAGUUUUCGGCGGUGGAGGUCGGCCCUGGGGGCGAGGGGGUACCGUUCGGCCCACUUCCACCUGACGCCGACCCAGGUCCGGCUCCCGAACGACCGGCCGAGGUACUACUGCGUCGCCAUCCGGUCGACCGCGGGGGGAUCCCCGCUUGCCUCCCGGUCUCUGGGGUCCUACUUUGGGGAAGAGCCGGGCCCGGACGAGGAAACGCCAGAGCCUCUCCCACGCCCGCGCAUCUGCAAGUCCAUCCCCGAGCUCGGGGUGGUUCCCGAAACAACCGAAGACAGCGCAAAAGCGCAAGAGGAGAUGCCCCCGAUCGCCUCGUUCCUGGACGACAAGGCCAGCGACAAUGGCUCGCUACGGGUGCCGGCAUCCGUCCUGGAGAGCAAGUCGGCGUGGUGCUUCGACAUUGUGUCCCCCCGCGACCGGCGGAGCUCGUGCUUUACGCAUUCCUACGGGAGGUUCGUCCGGGGAACGGGGAGCGUCCUGUACGAGGACAAUGGUGACAACGAAAGCGAUUCCGCAGGGGGCCGGGCAGCCUUCCGACUCCUCCCGCCGGACCAGAGGGAAUACUCCGACGACUGGAGGGAGGGCCUGGAUCCGACGAGGCUGCGGUACUUCUCGGGGAAGGAACUAGCCCGCCUCUUUGGCUUUUCCGACACCUUUUCCUUCCCCCCGGACACCACCCACAAGCAGCAGUGGAAGCUGAUGGGAAAUUCCCUCAGUGUGGGGGUGGCCUCCAGGCUCGUCGAGCUGGGACUCCUGCUGGCCUACGGCGGUCCCGACCCGCCAGGGGACGGGCCUCCGUGAGGACUAGCUAUUCUACGGUUCUACAAAUAUAGGAUCUGUUUACCAACCGAGAUUUCACAAUGUAUCUAAAAAUUAAAAAUAGAAGCAAUCGAUUUCCUGUUUCGUGGUUCCCAUUUUUUUGUGGUUGCGGCUGCUUCUUGCCAGGUUGCGCAGCAGUAAAAACUAAAGGUAUGCAUUGGAUUUGGUUUUGGUUAACUCGUGGAUUUGGCGCCUGUAAUGUAUUGCGUACAAGUUUGAGUCGGUGGUGUGUCGGCGAGGCGGGGAUCCGACAGAGACAUCCAUUGGAUCGCACCAGAGAAAAUGGAUCUUCGUCCCUUCUCCGCGGCACGGACGAAUAUUGGUAGGAAUCGAGCGCGUCGGGACUUGCCGAUUGUGGGAACAUCAGGCCCGGUGCUGGGGUGAGCCAUCAAUGUCGUCUGUCUGUGCGAUAGUCAGGUCGGUCAGAUCCGGGGAAAGAUUCACAGCAACUGUGGUUUGGAUACGUGUCCAGCAAUGCUUUCCGGACUUUUUAUGUUAGGCCCCGCAGCGUCGUGGUGAGGUGGGGCAGGAUCUCUGGAUCAGAAAGGAGUUCCAUGCAGGACAUGGGCCCGUGCCUCUUGUACCGAUCCAGAAAGGCCCGGACGGCCCGGUUAUUCCGGCCGCCCUCGGUGAGCUCGUCCAUCUUGCCGACGGUCUCGGGGCAGAGGAUCCCGUGGGCCAGGCCCCGCCUCCUGCCGCCGGCUCCCUUGCCGCGAAGCAGAGCCCGGUCUUCUUCGUCCAGUGCCGGCCCGGCCAUGUGGAUGCGAGUGGUGCCCGGUUCGGAGGAAAUGGACGGUGGGGUGGCCUGGUCGCUGUCCGGGGGGAUCAGGUACCCCAAAUCCAUCCGUCUGUCUCUCGAAUCGGCUUUGGGUCUAGGAGAAAACGACGAAUAGUCUUGCAAAAAGGCGGAGGAGAUCGAUGGCAGCGCCGCGAGGAACCACAGCCAGGAAUACCCCACCGAAAAUUUAUUUCGUGCGGGUGUUGUGUUGCCCUGAAAACUCUGGGGUCGUGGCUUCAUGAUCCUUUGAGUACGGGUGCAAAGCUCAGCUGGGAAGCAAGGCGACGGAACAAAUAGGGGCCGAAGCUAAGCAAAGCUCGUGCAAGGUACCUUAGGUAGGCUGAGGUGACGGUCGUCUAAAUUCUCUUGUGAGUGGUUCUCUGAAAGAAACAAACGGAGAACCUUGCUCCAUUUGAGGUUAAUCUUGCCCAAACAAAGCCUUUUGCUUGAAAAGAAUGAAACGAGAUCGAAUGGAAUUGGAAACCGGAAUGGACACUAAUCUGUACCGUGAUUAUUGUAUAGCGCCGAUGUUGGUUUCCUACUGGACUUUCAACUGUAAUCGAUAAUUCUUUCUACUCUCUCGAGGGAUGGCAGAUAGAAGUGCGGUAUUGCGAUAUAGUGCUUGCGAGAUACUGUAUGCGAUGGAUUAUUGUUUUAUGAACGAAUCUAGAAGAAGCUUUGAAUUGAGAUUCGUUCUCCUUUGUUUUCGUACGGAACCUACGGCAAAACAUUCGUAUUUUUUCUGGUUGCACAAUGCUUUGAUGGGGUGUGACUUAAAACUAGAAUCCUCACACAUGGUAAGAUCAAUCUUGCGCACAUGAUUUUCGUUAUUUUGACGUGUACUAUCCCGGUCUUACGGGUAGCACUGCAAGCACAACACAACUUUUAGAAGAACCGUGCGUAUCAAUCCACAUCAAUCCAGUAGUGCAUUCACUUCGAAAAUCAAAACAUCAACUCAAU
Molecule: messenger RNA, 3479 nt
Organism: Pseudo-nitzschia multistriata
Lineage: Eukaryota; Bacillariophyta; Bacillariophyceae; Bacillariales; Bacillariaceae
Source: the annotation of a GenBank genome assembly